AUGAGGACCGAGAGGUCCAAGGUCAAUAUGAAGGCACGGCGGCAAAGCCGGAGCCGCCGCGUUGGCGACCGCCGCGGCAAGACGGGCUUCGUCGACACGGGCAAGCAGGAGAUGCCGCCGGAGGUGCCGCGCAAGGUCAUCAAAGACCACGGCGACAUGAGCAAUCGCAAGUACCUCCAGGACAAGCGCGUCCACCUCGGCGCGCUCAAGUACGUGCCGCACGCCAUGAUGAAGGUGCUCGAGAACAUCCCGAUGCCGUGGGAGCAGGUGCGCGAGGUGUCCGUGCUCUACCACAUCACCGGCGCCAUCACGUUCGUCAACGAGGUGCCCAAGGUCAUCGAGCCCGUCUUCCACGCCCAGUGGGCGACCAUGUGGCUGGCGAUGCGGCGCGAGAAGCGCGACCGGCGCCACUUUAAGCGGAUGCGCUUCCCGCCGUUUGACGACGAGGAGCCCGUCGUCGACUACAGCGACAACCUGCUCGACGUCGAGCCGCUCGAGGCCAUCCAGCUCGAGCUCGACGAGGAAGAGGACGGCGCCAUCAUCGACUGGUUCUACGACCACAAGCCGCUGCUCGACGACGGCACGCGCGUCAACGGGCCGUCGUACAAGUUCUGGAACCUGGACCUGCCGCAGAUGGCGGCGCUCCACCGCCUCGGCCGUACGCUGCUGAGCGACUUUGCGUCGGGGGACCGCAACUACUUUUACAUGUUCGACCCCAAGUCGUUCUUCACCGCCAAGGCGCUCAACAUGGCCAUCCCCGGCGGCCCCAAGUUCGAGCCGCUGUACAAGGACACAGACGGCUUCGACGACGACUUUACCGACUUUACCGACUUUCGCAAGGUCAUCAUCCGCCAGCAGAUCCGCACCGAGUACAAGGUGGCCUUCCCGCACCUCUACAACAGCCGGCCGCGCUCGGUGCACAUCGGCACCUACCACGAGCCCAAGAACGUCUACAUCCGCUCCGACGAGAUCGACCAGGCCUUCUACUUUGACCCGGUCAUCAACCCGAUCUCGGGCCGCUCGCUGGCCAGCUCCAACGCCUUCCGGAGCGACGGCCGCUGGAGAACGAAGCUGACGGCCGACGCCAUCGCGCUGUGGUGGGCGCCGUCGCCCUACGACCGGCGCAGCGGCCGCACGCGGCGCGCCGUCGACGUGCCGCUGGUGCAGACGUGGUACCUCGAGCACUGCCCGCCCAACCAGCCGGUCAAGAUCCGCGUCAGCUACCAGAAGCUGCUCAAGAACUACGUCUACAACUCGCUCCACACGCGCAAGCAGAAGCCGCAGAAGCGCAAGUACCUCCUCAAGCAGCUCAACGCCACCAAGUUCUUCCAGAACACGAGCAUCGACUGGCUCGAGGCGGGCCUGCAGGUGUCGCGGCAGUCGUUCAACAUGCUCGACCUGCUGAUCCACCGCAAGGGCUGCUCGGCGCUCCACCUCGACUUCAACUUCAACCUCAAGCCGACCAAGACGCUGACGACCAAGGAGCGCAAGAAGAGCCGCUUCGGCAACGCCUCCCACCUGGUCCGCGAGAUGGCGCGCAUCGUCAAGCUCCUCGUCGACAGCCAGGUGACCUACCGCCUCGGCUCGAUCGACGCCUUCCAGCUGGCCGACGGCCUCCAGUACCUCUUCAACCACGUCGCCACCCUCAGCGGCAUGUACCGCUACAAGUACCGCGUGAUGCGCCAGAUCCGCGCUUGCAAGGCCCUCAAGCACGUCAUCUACUCGCGCUUCAACAUGGGGCCCGUCGGCAAGGGACCGGGCGAGAGCGCCGUCGUGGCGCGUCUUGAAGGACGCAAGGGCCGCGCCAAGGGCGUCUCGACCAUCACCAAGCAGCGCGUCAAGAGCUCCUUCGACCUCGAGCUGCGCGCCAGCGUGCUGCACGACAUCCUCAACGUCAUGCCCGCCAGCGUCGAGGUGCCAGGCAUGCCGACAAGCGUCGAGAACCUCAUCCUGCGCUACGUCAAGCUCAAGGCCGACGGGUGGACGUCGGUGACGCACGACAACCGCGAGCGCAUCCGCCGCGGCGCCACGGUCGACAAGACGGUCAGCAGAAAGAACCUCGGCCGCCUCACCCGCCUCUACCUCAAGGCCGAGCAGGAGCGCCAGAACUCGUACCUCAAGGACGGGCCCUACAUCACGUCCGAGGCCGCCGUCGCCAUCUACACGUCGACCGUCCACUGGCUCGAGAGCCGCCGCUUCCAGCUGAUCCCGUUCCCCUCGCUCAACUUUAAGCACGACACCAAGAUCCUCGUCCUCGCCCUCGAGAAGCUCAAGGAGUCGUACAGCAGCCAGCGCGAGGAGCUCGCCCUCAUCGAGCAGGCGUUCGACAACCCGCACGAGACGCUGGCGCGCAUCAAGCGCCUGAUGCUCACCCAGCGCGCCGCCAAGGCCGUCGGCAUCGAGUUCUUCGACACCUUCGACAAGCUCAUCCCGUGCUGCAACAUCGAGCCGAUGGAGAAGAUCACCGACGCCUACCUCGACCAGUACCCCUCCUACGAGGCCGACAAGCGCCAGCUCUUCCCCGCCUGGGUCAAGCCGAGCGACUCGGAACCGGCGCCGUUGCUCGUCUACAAGUGGUGCAACGGCAUCAACAACCUCGAGGGCGUCUGGGACACGUCCGAGGGCCAGUGCAACGUGCUCAUGGAGACGACCCUCAGCCGCGUCUACGAGAAGAUUGACCUGACGCUCCUCAACCGGCUGCUGCGCCUCAUCAUGGACCACAACCUCGCCGACUACAUCACGUCCAAGAACAACGUCUCGAUCGUCUUAGAGGACAUGGAGCACAUCAACACGUACGGCCUGAUCCGCGGCCUCCAGUUGAGCGCCUUCGUGUUCCAGUACUACGGCCUCAUCCUCGACCUCCUCAUCCUCGGCCUGCAGCGCGCCAGCCAGAUGGCGGGCCCGCCGGCGGCCGCCCACCCGAUCCGCCUCUACACGCGCUUCGUCGACCGCAUCCACAUCCUCUACCGCUUCGACGCCGACGAGGCGCGCGACCUCAUCCAGCGCUACCUCAGCGCCAACCCGGACCCCAACAACAGCAACCUCAUCGGCUACAACAACCGCAGGUGCUGGCCCCGCGACUGCCGCAUGCGCCUCGUCAAGCACGACGUCAACCUCGGCCUCGCCGUCUUUUGGACCGUCAAGAACAGCCUGCUGCGCAGCCUCACCACCAUCGAGUGGGACGACACGCUGUGCUCGGUCUACAGCAAGGACAACCCCAACCUCCUCUUUUCCAUGGCUGGCUUCGAGGUCCGCAUGCUGCCCAAGGCGCGCCAGGGCGACGUCGAUACCACCCGCAACGCCAUCUGGCCCCUCGUCGCCGCCGCAUUGGGCAAGCGCACCGCCACGGCCUACCUCCGCGUCUCGGACAAGGGCAUCUCAAAGCUUCAACGGUCGCAGCCGCGCGCUCAUUGUGUCAUUCGGAUCAAGCCGGGCGUCGACUCCACCAUGCCCCUGCACUGGACCAUCCUCGCCUCGCCCAAGGAGGGUGGCGGCCUCGGCAUGCUCUCGAUGGGCCACGUCCUCAUCCCCACGUCCGACCUCCGCCACUCGCGCAAGACGACCACCGGCGUCACCCACUUCCGCUCCAGCCUCAGACUCAGCCGCCGCCUAUCCGUCUAG
Molecule: messenger RNA, 3621 nt
Organism: Pseudozyma flocculosa PF-1
Lineage: Eukaryota; Fungi; Basidiomycota; Ustilaginomycetes; Ustilaginales; Ustilaginaceae
Exons: 6
Coding region: 1-3621 (1206 amino acids)
Biological process (GO): mRNA splicing, via spliceosome; spliceosomal tri-snRNP complex assembly
Cellular component (GO): catalytic step 2 spliceosome; U5 snRNP
Molecular function (GO): U1 snRNA binding; pre-mRNA intronic binding; U2 snRNA binding
Source: RefSeq, a predicted model, not a curated record